UCAGUCACACAGCUGUUCCCUUUCCAAGAUGCUAUUUUGGCACAACCAGCCAGAGCACCUGUGGCCCAGUCCUGGGGAACUGUACCCCGGGCCUCCAAGUGGCUUGCUCAGGGAGUCCCUGCCCUUGUCCUACCUGAAGCAGGAAGAGCUGCACAACAUCCCCAGCUCGGAGCCUCCCGGCCCCGCCUUCCAGUAUGUGCUCUGCGCAGCCACCUCACCGGCAGUGAAGCAGCAGGAGGAGACCCUCACCUACCUGAACCAGGGCCAGUCCUACGAGGUGCGGAUGCUCUACAACCCCAAGCCUGGUGACGCUACCCAGUGGGCCCGGCUGCUGAAGAGUGUGGUGCGUGUGGUUUUCCACGACCGGCGCCUGCAGUACACGGAGCAGCAGCAGCUGGAGGGGUGGAGGUGGAGCCGGCCCGGGGACCGCAUCCUGGACAUCGAUGUGCCACUGUCUGUGGGGGUGAUAGAACCCCAAGUGCUGCCCUCACAGCUCAACACGGUGGAAUUUCACUGGGACCCGACCCAGAGGACCUCCCUCUUCCUGCAGGUUCACUGCAUCAGCACGGAGUUCACUCCUCGGAAGAAAGGUGGAGAGAAAGGUGUCCCCUUCCGCCUCCAGAUUGACACUUUCAAGCCCAGUGACAAGGAACUGCCGCCUGAGCACCUGCACUCAGCUGGCUGCCUCAUCAAGGUGUUCAAGCCCAAAGGAGCUGACCGGAAACUGAGAACAGACCGGGAGAAGAUCGAGAAACAGCCGCUGCACGAGAGAGACAAGUAUCAUGCUGCCAGUGAGACCACGGUCUUCCUGGAGUGUUCACCGUGGCCGGAUCCCAGCGCAGGGCCCCACCCGCCUCUCAGCCCUUUUGCCCUGACCUCUCCCCACUCCUGCAAGCUGCUGUUCCCGGAGAGGCUCUGCUCCUCCUCACCGUUCGCCUUGGACACCCUGGGGGGCAGCCCCGCUGAGGAUCUGAACCCUGGAGCCUCCAUCCUAGAGACACAGCAGUGGCUGCACCGGCACCGGUUCUCCUGCUACUGCCGGAUGCUGGCCAAUUUCACUGGCACCGAUCUUCUGAAGCUUACCCGCCGGGACCUUAUCCAGAUAUGCGGGGCUGCCGACGGGAUCCGCCUUUUCAAUGCUCUUAGAGCCAGGCCCAUCCGUCACCGGCUGACUUUGUAUGUGGCUCAGGAAGCCUCUAGGCAAGAGAACGAGGUUCCUAAGAACCCUGACUCAGGCUUUUAUCAAGAGAUCUCUCUAGAUGAACUCAGCGUUGUAGAGCUAAAGGGGAAACUGGCUGAGCUCUUGGCCCUCCCAGCCAAUCAGAUCCACCGCCUCUUCCACCAGGGCCCUGGGGGCAUCCUCAUUCUCCUCAGUGACCAGGUGGUUCAAAAUCUUGAAGAUGAAUCAUACUUUGUGGCUGUGGUGAAAAAAGUGCAGGAUCCAGAUGGCUACUGCCUGGUUCUGACCUAGGCCCAGGGACAUCCCGCUGCAAGAGUUGGAGGCCGAUGCAGGCCUGGUUCUCUGGAGCUCCGUGUUCACCAGAGGUCUUGUUCAAAUCCUCAGCCGCCUCGCCAGGCUCCAGCUGAAGCGCCGUGGCCUAGCCCUAGGAGGCGAGCAGCCCCCAGGCUCAUAGCUCUUCUGCUGGGCCGCAGUGGUUGGAACCUGGGCAAGGGCUCCCAAGCGCAGCUCAGCGGGCCAGGCCUGUGAGGCACAGAACUUGCCCGUAUGCAUAAGGCGCUUUUGCCCCAGGCAGAGCUGCCUGAACACACGGUGCAUUGAUUCCAUGUUUAUUUAAAAUUGUGCUCACCGUUUCCUUUUCUUAACAUUAAAAGCUAAUUUAAGAAUAUAUAUCUUUAA
This is a messenger RNA of Suricata suricatta (meerkat), 1858 nucleotides long. Its product is annotated as transcription factor CP2-like protein 1. The transcript is spliced from 15 exons. Gene Ontology annotation, cellular component: nucleus. The record is from RefSeq and is a predicted model, not a curated record. Lineage: Eukaryota; Metazoa; Chordata; Mammalia; Carnivora; Herpestidae. Gene Ontology annotation, molecular function: RNA polymerase II cis-regulatory region sequence-specific DNA binding; DNA-binding transcription activator activity, RNA polymerase II-specific. Bases 29 to 1471 code for a protein of 480 amino acids. Gene Ontology annotation, biological process: regulation of transcription by RNA polymerase II.